Messenger RNA from Entrophospora candida, 146 nucleotides. NCBI's taxonomy places the organism in Eukaryota, Fungi, Glomeromycota, Glomeromycetes, Entrophosporales, Entrophosporaceae. The record is from the annotation of a GenBank genome assembly.
CACAAUGUAGAGAAGAGGGUCAAGGCAAUGGUGGUGCAAAAAUGAAAUAUGUCACAGGAGGCAUUUAUUGUGUUAGCAAGGGAGGAGUAUAUCCUCUACCUAAAUGUGGUCUAGAUAUAAAAAUUUGGAAAUAUGUUCUUAUGUAG